Molecule: messenger RNA, 1356 nt
Organism: Manihot esculenta (cassava)
Lineage: Eukaryota; Viridiplantae; Streptophyta; Magnoliopsida; Malpighiales; Euphorbiaceae
Product: probable cinnamyl alcohol dehydrogenase 6
Exons: 6
Coding region: 259-1341 (360 amino acids)
Biological process (GO): lignin biosynthetic process
Molecular function (GO): zinc ion binding; cinnamyl-alcohol dehydrogenase activity
Source: RefSeq, a predicted model, not a curated record
GUGUGAACCACUGACUUGAAGCAGAGUCUUGGGACUUAAAUGCACAAACUCAAAGUCUAUGUUUGGAUACUUCUUUGGAUCUUCACGGCUGCUGAAUUCUUUACUAAAUUUCAACCACGCAACCAACCACCAGAUUUUCCUCUCUCCAAUUAACACUAUAAAUUCCAGUUCCUGCAAGCGAAGACUCCAAUAACUUCUACUUUCAUCUAUUCUUUUUACUCCUCUCUUCUUCUUCUUCUACCUCUGAAUCUUUAACUCAUGGCUCAAACAACUCCAAAUCACACACAGACUGUUUCUGGCUGGGCAGCUCACGAUUCCUCCGGCAAGAUCACUCCUUACAUCUUCAAACGAAGAGAGAACGGUGUCAAUGAUGUGACGAUAAAGAUCAUGUAUUGUGGGAUAUGCCACACAGAUCUCCACCAUGCGAGGAACGAUUGGGGCAUUACCAUGUUUCCUGUGGUUCCUGGGCAUGAAAUUACAGGACUAAUCACCAAGGUGGGAAGCAAUGUGAAGAACUUCAAGGUGGGAGACAGAGUUGGAGUUGGGUGCUUAGCAGCUUCUUGCUUGGAGUGUGAGUUCUGCAAGAGCUCUCAAGAGAAUUACUGUGACCAAAUACAGUUUACUUACAAUGGCAUUUUCUGGGAUGGAAGUAUCACCUAUGGUGGCUAUUCAGAAAUGUUGGUUGCAGAUCAUAGGUAUGUGGUGCACAUACCAGACAACCUGGCAAUGGAUGCAGCAGCGCCACUGCUCUGCGCAGGAAUUACUGUAUUUUGCCCCAUGAAAGACAACGACCUGCUAAAGUCUCCAGGGAAAAGAAUAGGUAUAGUUGGCUUAGGGGGGCUUGGACAUGUAGCUGUGAAGUUUGGCAAGGCAUUUGGUCACCAUGUAACUGUGAUUAGUACCUCUCCAUCUAAAGAAAGGGAGGCCAGAGAACGUUUGGGGGCAGAUGGUUUCAUAGUCAGCACAAGUCCCAAGCAAAUGCAGGCAGGAAAGAGAAGUCUGGAUCUUAUCCUGGACACAGUGUCAGCUAAGCAUUCCCUUGGGCCAAUCUUGGAGUUGCUUAAAGUGAAUGGGACAUUGGUGGUUGUGGGUGCACCAGACAAGCCUAUUGACCUACCUUCUUUCCCUCUGAUAUUUGGGAAGAGAACGGUGAAAGGAAGCAUGACAGGAGGAAUGAGAGAGACGCAAGAAAUGAUGGAUGUGUGUGGCAAAUAUAACAUCACCUGCGACAUUGAGGUUGUGAAACCACACAAGAUCAAUGAAGCCUUCCAACGACUCGCACGAAACGAUGUUAGAUACCGUUUUGUAAUUGACAUUGCAGGAAACUCUUCACUUCUUUAAUCUUGUGAUGCUCUA